Penicillium taxi is the source of this 1842-nucleotide messenger RNA. RefSeq lists its product as uncharacterized. NCBI's taxonomy places the organism in Eukaryota, Fungi, Ascomycota, Eurotiomycetes, Eurotiales, Aspergillaceae. The coding region runs from base 1 to 1842 and encodes 613 amino acids. The transcript is spliced from 8 exons. Gene Ontology annotation, molecular function: AMP kinase activity; ATP binding; ATP hydrolysis activity. Gene Ontology annotation, cellular component: cytoplasm; nucleus. The record is from RefSeq and is a predicted model, not a curated record.
AUGGACCAAAACAUCCCAUCGUGUCCCUUUUGCCCUUUCUCUGACAGUGAUACUAGCUUUUUGAUUCAACAUAUUGAACUGUGUCACCCGGAGAACGGUGCUUCACAAUCAUCCACUCUAGAGCAACAAACGGAAAAUAACAAUGACAAUGAAGCAUCAACUGAGUAUCUGGACUGCCCAUAUGCAUGUGGUGAAAUUGUCACAGCUACUGAGAUAUCCAUGCACCUGGAUUUCCAUGUUGCAGAGGACAUUGCCUUGAAUGACGAAAAUGUUCUUACGCCUCUCAAUGGUGACCUGAGUUCAGACCAGGAGGACCCCCUGGACCUACUGAACACACAAAAGAGUGGAAAGAGAGGGAAUGGCCGAGAUUUAGCCCGGGCAAAUACUUUCAAGCCAAGCAGAGCUCGAAGUCCCCCGCGGACGGUUGGUGCAGACGGUGUAAAACGACUCGGUCGCUCAGAACUGGGCCCCCAUGCACAUGAGAAGAAGAUGCCCUCGUGGCUCAGCAGAAUGCUAGAGAAAGGUGACCGCACAACAAAACAGACUCAAAUCACGGCUGACGGGAAAUUAACCCGACACACGAAAGUGGAAAAUGAGACUGAUCAUCUCAUUCCCGCCAUUGCUAAAUUGUGCGAGCAAGACAAGACUGUGAUGCGCGCUUUUCUCUGUAGCCCGAAAGUUCGCCAUGUCUGCAAAAUGUCUCGCGAGGGUGGGUUCUGCGGUUAUCGAAAUAUCCAGAUGCUUGUCUCCUAUAUCAGAAAAUCUCAGGCAUUGGGUCACGAACACUUUCAAAAUGGGGGCCCCUCUAUCAUCGAGUUGCAAGAUAUGAUUGAACGCGCCUGGGAUAUGGGAUUUAAUAGCAGCGGGAGGGCAGAGACUGGGGGCAUCAAAGGCACCCGAAAGUUUAUCGGAACUCCAGAAGCACAAGCACUCUUGCAAAGCCUCGAUAUACCAUGCCAUGCAAGCAGUUUUACAGAAAGUGCUCAUCUCCGUGGCUUCGACUCUCUUUUCAUGGAUGUGGCGGAGUAUUUCAAAUCAGCGUGCAAGCUGGACGAAGAGACCAAAGUCUUCAAGACUGAUCUACCUCCAAUAUAUUUCCAACAUCAAGGACAUUCCAUGACCAUAAUUGGAUUUGAGGUUCAUGACAAUGGUAGCGCUAAUCUUCUGGUGUUUGAUCCUAUGUUCAAAACAUCGCCUGCCAUGCUUCGUCUCAUCGAAACCUCUGCAAAGUCAGACAAUCCUGCUCGCUUACUCAAAGCAUAUCGAAGAGGUGUACCGUACCUACAGAAAUACAAGAUGUUUGAGCUUCUCAAGAUGCGGUCCUCUCCAAAUGUGAUUGUCACCGGUACCCCAGGAGUGGGCAAGACCGUGCACUGUGAGCAGCUGGCGCAGGAGCUCGGCUUGAAGCACCUGUCCGUGAACCAGAUCGCCAAAGAACGCGACUGCUAUGAGACUUUUGAUGAGGAGCGAAAAAGCUGGGUUGUAGACGAGGAUAAGCUAUUGGAUGCUAUUGAAGAUGAAAUACUCCAAGGCGGCUAUCUCAUCGAUUGGCACGCUUGCGACCUCUUCCCCAAGUCCUGGAUUGACCUCGUCGUAGUCAUUCGCUGUCAUUCAACGGCCAUUCACUACGAUCGCCUUGCUUCUAGGGGCUACCACGAAGAAAAAUUACAGGAGAAUUUGGAUGCGGAGAUCUUCGGUGUCCUCAUCGAGGAGGCUCGUGAGGCAUUUGACGAGGAGAUUGUCGUGGAAUUGAAUAGUGAAAAGGACGAGGAUGUUGAAAGUAAUUGUGCCAGGAUUACAGCUUGGGUUGAAUCGUGGAACAAGCAACAUUCCGGGGAAUAA